Lasiodiplodia theobromae is the source of this 471-nucleotide messenger RNA. RefSeq lists its product as uncharacterized. The record is from RefSeq and is a predicted model, not a curated record. The coding region runs from base 1 to 471 and encodes 156 amino acids. The transcript is spliced from 4 exons. NCBI's taxonomy places the organism in Eukaryota, Fungi, Ascomycota, Dothideomycetes, Botryosphaeriales, Botryosphaeriaceae.
AUGCGUUUCCUCCCAGUUGUCGCUGUCGCCCUCGCCACUGGCGUCCAGGCUAGCCCCGUGCCGCAGACCACCGGCUCGCAGAUUAGCACUGCGCAGUACGGUCAAGCCAUCGGCUACGCCGUCCAGGGCGCCAUUGAUGCCGUCAAGGGUAUCAAGAACUGGAACAAGAAGCGCGAGUCCUUCGUCAAGGCUGUCGUUCAGGGCAUGUGGGACCGCAACCCGGACAGGAACAGGGCUCCUGCUGCCAUCUGCUACAACAAGGGCUACGACCUGAAGGUGCCCACUGGAAUGUUCGGCCUUCGUGACCAGGAGGUCUCGUCCGGUCCCCUGAAGACCGAUUAUGAUUGCUUCUACAUGACCGGCAACAACGCUUUCUGGUCGCGCGGCGAUGGUGGUAGCAUCAACCUGUGGACCAUGUACGAUGGUAACCGCUGCCGCUUCGAUGACCAGUCGGAUCUUUACUGCGACUAA